Adelges cooleyi (spruce gall adelgid) is the source of this 3727-nucleotide messenger RNA. RefSeq names its product calcitonin gene-related peptide type 1 receptor-like. Gene Ontology annotation, biological process: adenylate cyclase-modulating G protein-coupled receptor signaling pathway; cell surface receptor signaling pathway. Bases 258 to 1463 code for a protein of 401 amino acids. Gene Ontology annotation, molecular function: G protein-coupled peptide receptor activity. The transcript is spliced from 11 exons. Lineage: Eukaryota; Metazoa; Arthropoda; Insecta; Hemiptera; Adelgidae. The record is from RefSeq and is a predicted model, not a curated record. Gene Ontology annotation, cellular component: plasma membrane.
CCGCCGCCGGCACAUAAUAAUUGAAAAUAAAUACCACAGUGUUCUCAGAGUACUCCUGGUCGUCACCGUCGGUGCUUGGGUCAAAAAAUGUAUUUAACACACUUGGCUGUUGAAAACUGUUUGCUGACCGGUUGAUAAAUCGAUGGAGCUACGGAUUCAUCGUUGAAUAUCCUUCAAGAUAGUCUCUCAGAUAGUCGCCCAGAGAGCUUUAAGGCUUUGUGUUAUUCAAAUUCAAUUCUUCCACAAUAAUUAAAAGAAUGGUAGAUCAAAAUAUGUUCGGCAACAAAUAUCCAGAAUUGUACACUUUUCUGAUGCAACUCCGAGAGAAAUGUUACUUCAAUUCAACAGUGGAAUCGGACAAAUCUUGUCCGAAAUCGUUCGACGGGUGGGCGUGCUGGGACGAGACGCUACCUGGCGCCACUGCGGUAGCGCCCUGUCCGUCUUAUGUGGUCGGAUUCGAUCCAUCAAGGUACGCAGUAAAGAAAUGUAUGCCCAAUGGCACUUGGUACAGGUCGCCGUCGACUGGAAAAUAUUGGGCGGAUUACACAGACUGUGUUAACACCGACGAUUUACAAUUCAGAAACCUGGUGAAUUCACUGUUCAUCUUUGGCUAUUCGAUUUCGUUGGCCGCUCUGGUCAUGUCGUUGCUGAUUUUCUUCACGUUCAAGACUUUACGAUGCACUAGGAUUGCCAUUCAUGUGCAUUUGUUCAUAUCGCUGGUGUUCACCAACGUGGCGUGGAUAAUAUGGUACAAGUUAGUCAUAUCAGACGUGACGGUGCUCCAGUCCAACGGGAUUUACUGUCGGAUACUGCACGUACUUUUGCAAUACUUUAUGGUGGCCAACUAUAUGUGGAUGUUCUGCGAAGGUCUUCAUCUGCACCUGGCUCUCGUGGUGGUCUUUGUCACCGACGUGUACGCCAUGCGAUGGUUCUACGCCAUUGGCUGGGGAUUUCCCAUUGUAGUUACAUCGGUGUAUGUCAUGUGGAGGAGCAGCACGCCUCAAGACACGUUACAGUGUUGGAUGGAAGAAAGCCGUUGCCAUUGGGCGCUGUCCAUACCGGUACUGACGUCGAUAUGCAUCAGCCUUCUGUUCUUGAUAAACGUCAUGAGAGUGUUGCUGACGAAAUUGCACAGAAACUCCAUCAACCCGGCACCGAUAGGCGUCCGGAAAGCUGUCAGGGCUGCCUUGAUACUGGUGCCACUGUUCGGUAUUCAUCACAUACUCAUCCCUUACCGUCCGCCGCACAAUACGACUUGGGAGAAGAUCUAUCAACUGUUUACCGUGGCUCUGGUGCCCACUCAGGGUCUAUGCGUGUCCGUACUGUUCUGUUUCGCCAACGUGGACGUGCACGGCGCUUUCCACAAGUACAUCAGGAGAAUCAAGAGGAGAGGCACAACGCACACAAACGUAACCGGCACAACGCAACCGGCUCAGUCGCAAAUAAGAGACGUGAUCGUCUGAACGUGCUGCCACUGUUGAUUUUUCCAUAUAUUUUAUUACCGUUAUGUACAUACUAUUAACUAUUAUAAAUAGGAACACCGUUGACCAGAGUUUGGUUUACAUUUCGACUACAGUUGAUCGGUUUGAACGCCUCGAACCGCACUGCCCGUCCUCUGGAACAAACAGCAGCAACGUUAAAACACUGAAUGGCCGGCCGGUGACUACUUAGGCGGUCGUGGGAGAAGUGGACACGAAGUUCACCUGAGUCUGGGCGUCGUCAGUGACCAAAAGCCUCGGGUGGUUGUGCGACGACGACGCGGUCAUCUUCAGGCACGGGUUCCACGACCCGUUCUUGUUUACCUUGCAGUACUUCCAUCUUUUCUUGAUUUCCGACAGCACCUGCGAAUACGGAUUAUUCCAUUCAAUAAAUAAACAUCUUAUAAAUCAUCCCUUAUCAGCUGAUUCUCUUAACAAUCACCGCUUAUCAGUUGAUUCCCUUAGCAAUCAUCUCUUAUCAGCUGAUUCUCUUAACAAUCAUCUCUUAUCAGCUGAUUCUCUUAACAAUCAUCUCUUAUCAGUUGCACAGAAAUCAUCGAUUUCCCAUUAUCACUAUUCCAUCUUCAUUCCCUCUCCUCGUGCUGUAAAAUUUCACCUGCUACUACAAAGUUUCGCGCACACUUAUCGACAUAUCUCUUCUUCCCUCUCCGUUUUCUUUGUGCCUCAAGAGCUUUACAAGUUUUCGACAGACCCACCAAAAUUACAUUUUUUCCAUUUAGCAGAAAAACAUUGUGUCACGAAUAUGCCUAAUUGAUUGUCUCUUAUUAAUGUGUUGAAACGUUCUUGAAUUAAAAUAUUAGCUCGAUCAUUUUCAUAUACAUUCGAAAAUACUCUUAUCAGUUGAUUCACUUGCCAAUAAUCUCUUCAAUCAGUUAUCCAGAGAUUAUGAAUUAUUACUAUUACUAUUGCAACCUAACCUACACCUCCAGGCUCCAUUCCUCCUUUCUUCUUAUUCUCUCCAUUCCUAUCAUCUUUCUAUACUAUCUCCUCUAUCUCCUCGUACAUCUCCAUCCCAUUCCCACUCGAACCAUCGGCGGCUGUGGAUCUCACCUCUCCGUUGCAAAAGCAAAACAACAGGGCGACGCAUAAGCCUUGAAACGACACGACCACGGCUGAGGUGACCUGGUAAACGGGUUCCCAGGACGUGCCGGGUUCAGGUCGGAAUGGCAUUAGCAUGUACUGGAGACCGAGCAGUGGAAUCAGGAUGAGCGUGGCCCUGACAGCCUUGCCGGUGCGACCCGUGCCCGUAUGGGUUUUCUCGAAGCUGUCCACGCUGGUGUUGUUCCUCUUGAAGCUAAGUCAAACAUAAGGUUAGCUUAACGACCCGACUGUCACUCGGUCUCGAAAAAAAAGUCAAUUUCAAAAGGUCGAGUGGUCCAAAAUUCGUUGGUUACCUGCGAAGACUAAACGUUUGUGCGCGUUCUCUGGACCCCACGUGCUUUGGGCUGGCCGUGGUUAUUUGUCUGGCGUGAAGUUUGAUCAACAAAAGUCGUACGAUGUUGAUGAGGAAGACGAAAUUGGUCAGCACUGACACGCACACCGGGCCCGAGAGUAUCCACAAGUACAACGAUUCGUGUAUCCAACAACUGGAAAAACAAACACAAUUGUCAUUUAUUUCCAAAAAAUUACCAACCCCAUUUUGUAAACAAAAUAUAUAUAUAUAUAUAUAUUAGAUGAGUGUAUUUAUAAAUUCUUUUUAUAUAUGCGAGUGCCAUUGUUUGUUUUUAACCUGUUGAUUUAUUAAAUCUUAGCUACGAUGCGGAGCCGAGAAAGUAUUGUAAUUGUAAUGAUGAUGUGUCUUUUUUUUUUUUUGUGGUGUAUGGACUCACAAUAUGUCUUAAAUAGCUGGACCGAUUUUUUCAUCAAGCAAGAUCAGAUCAGAAAUCCUACCCAAAAAAUACUAUACAAAGCCGAAAAUGGAAACCCUCGACCUGAUUAUUUUAAAAUUUGUGUGGAAUGUUCUGAAAGAAAGAAACCGUCUCCCCUACAAGGGGCUGAACAUUUUUGUGUAGUUAACUCUAUUAGGUUUUAAGUUUCAGCAUCUAAAAAUUAGCCAGUAAGUAGAUCUAGUAAGGUCCUAUAGCAUUUACAUUUUUUCUGUGGAAAUUUUGUUUUAAUAUUUGUAUAAAUUAAAUAUUAACUGACAACAUUAACGUAAGGCACGUUGUUUUCGCAAAAUAAUAGACAUUUGCAAACUUUCUACAUUUUUUUAUUAAUGUAUUUUUUUA